UGUUUAUGCUCUUCCUUUCUUUAGAAAUCACAACUUUGAAAUUUUGGGCUCUUUUUCAUUUCCCACUUCCUCACCAAAUCCAACUCCUCCCUCUUUCUUCUUCCACACUGUCAUUCACCUCUCUCUCUCUCUCUCUCUUGCUGUUAUUCAAUUUAUUAUUAUUUUUCUUUCUGAUCGUGUCUUAUUCUGCCUUCUCUCCACUUUCGAUUUGAAGCUCCGUGUCAAUUGGAUACCUGCCACUGUCUUUUCCUUUUUGCAAAAAGCUUAUCUUAUCAGUUAUUCCAGGAGAUUGCUUCUAAAUAUCAGUUGCAAUGCGUGCACCGGCAUUACUUGCGCAGUGCUUACCUGGCCUAGUGCCUCAUGAUCGUGGAAGUCUUAGCAUGUCAUCCGUUCCUGAGAAGGAUUUUCAUCUCCCAUCACCAGCAGUAGAGAUUCUACCUUCCAAGGCAGUUCACACUGACAAGGAUAAUGGGGAGAAUAUAGAUCAUUUCAAGGGUUUAAUUAGUGUUGCUGAUAUUGUUGGAUUCAGUGGUUCAGAGACAAUAUCCUUAAAACCUGAUGGUUAUCUGAAAUACUGGACUAGUUCCAUUGAUCUUGUUAGUGUUCUUAAGCAUGAGAUUCGUGAUGGGCAACUGACCUUCAGAGGAAAAAGAGUACUUGAGCUGAGUUGCAACUAUGGACUUCCUGGAAUUUUCGCUUGCUUGAAGGGAGCUUCUGUGGUGCAUUUUCAAGAUCAGAGUGCAGAAACUGUAAGAUGCACAACUAUACCAAAUGUCCUUGCUAAUCUCAAGCAAGCUCGUGAUAGGCAGAGUCGACAGCCAGAGUCUCCUCUUACUCCUUCAAGACAGACUCUGGCACCAUCGGUUAACUUUUAUGCUGGGGACUGGGAAGAAUUACCUUCUGUGCUGUCUAUUGUGAAAAGUGAUGGAUAUGAAGUGAUGCCUGGAAUGAGUUUGAGCUUUUCUGAGGAAGAUUUUAUGGAUGGAUGUAGUAGUCAAGAUGGUAGCAUCAUUGGACACGAAUCUUACUCAAGACGGUCUAGGAAGCUCUCAAGAAGUCGAGCAUGGGAAAGAGGUAGUGAGGCCGAUCAAGGAGAGGGUGGCUAUGAUGUUAUUUUAAUGACAGAGAUUUCAUACUCUGUUACCUCAUUGAAGAAGCUGUAUGCACUUAUUAAGAAGUGCUUAAGGCCUCCAUAUGGGGUGGUAUAUCUAGCUCCUACUAAGAGGCCCUAUGUUGGCUUCAGUAAUGGAGUACGACAACUGAGAAGUUUGGUAGAUGAGGAGGGCAUUUUUGGAGCACAUUUAGUCAAGGAUUUGGCUGACAGGGACAUCUGGAAGUUCUUCCACAAGUAAAAAAGAAUUCGAAAAUCAGGAUGGACUACCAUAGCAAAAACAUAAUAUGAGUCACAGGCAUUCUUUUGUUUUUUAAAUCUAUAAUUUCUUCAUUUUUCUUAUAGCUUAGUAAUAAUGGAGGUUGCACACUUAUCUCGUUGGAAAAGAAAUUCAGAUAUUGGAAUUGUAAAUCAAACGUUAGUUAUAUUGAAAAAGUAGUAGUACUACUAUAUCACUACUACUAUUGUUUA
Molecule: messenger RNA, 1582 nt
Organism: Glycine soja
Lineage: Eukaryota; Viridiplantae; Streptophyta; Magnoliopsida; Fabales; Fabaceae
Exons: 9
Coding region: 312-1352 (346 amino acids)
Source: RefSeq, a predicted model, not a curated record